This is a messenger RNA of Trichoderma citrinoviride, 1302 nucleotides long. RefSeq names its product cytochrome P450. NCBI's taxonomy places the organism in Eukaryota, Fungi, Ascomycota, Sordariomycetes, Hypocreales, Hypocreaceae. The transcript is spliced from 2 exons. Bases 1 to 1302 code for a protein of 433 amino acids. Gene Ontology annotation, molecular function: monooxygenase activity; heme binding; iron ion binding. The record is from RefSeq and is a predicted model, not a curated record.
AUGAGAUACAGAGUCUACUCCCUGAUCUACAAUGCCGUCCUCAACUCUGCCAGACCAACACUUUCCAUCAAUAUCUUUCCAAGGAAGGUUGUCGUCACAGACCCUUCGAUGGAAAGCACCCUGUCCCGGCAUACCUCGGAGACGAGCCUUGCCAACGUCAUGUUCCUCAUUGGCCGCCGCGUGUUCGGCUUGAGUGAUGGAACGAUUAAUGCAAUUGGCUCAUACGAUCCUCGUCCCGUCCAUGUUGGCGAAUUCUCCUCUGCGAGCAACGUUAGGGCUCUGCUUGCGCAGGUAUCUGCCACUGCAAACCAGAAGCUGCAGUGCCAGCCUGAUGUUCAAGAAACUGAGCUUGGACCUUGGCUGUUCAAGCUGACUAGCUCGUCGGUGGCGAGUGCCCUCUGGGGCCCGGAGAGCCCAUGGGUUGUGGACGAAGAGUUUCAGACCCAAUUCAUGGAAAUCAGCGGCUCGCAAAUGACCCUUUUGAGGCCGUUCUCGAAAUACACGGCCCAGGCAGCCCACAAGGCCCGAGCUUUCAUCAUUGACAGGCUGAGGUCAUUCCACUUCAAGAACAGAGAUUCCAGGCUCCGCCAAAUCGCCCACCGAAUCAACGCCGUCGUCCUGUCCGACCCGGACUGGGAAUCCAACAAAGACUACUUCAAUGUUGAGCUUCUUACCUCGCUCGGACUUCUUGUUACACCAAGCAGCAUGGCCGUCUGGAUGAUCCGUCAUCUCUUGUUGCGUCCGGAUCUAUUUGACAGAGUUGUCAAGGAAGCGCGUGAUCCCAAGAAUCUCGACGCAGAAGGCAACAUCGAUGUUGCCCGCAUCCGAGAGUCAUUCCCCUUCUUGGCAGCCUGCUUGUACGAGACGUUGAGACUACACAUGACGGCGAUUCCACGCCUGGCAAAAGCCGAUUUUGACAUUGCGGUGCCAAACUCACAACCGAUCCAUCUCAUGUCGGGAGAUCUCAUUUACCUUGCCAUGUCUUCGUUCAACAGAGACGCAGCAACAUGGGGCUCCGACGCCAACAUCUUCUCUCCCGAAAAGUUCCUAACCAACUCUGGCAGCCUCUCCGCCUCCAUGGUUCGAAAGCUGCGAGUCUUUGGCGUAGCUGGAAACUUGUGCCCCGGAAGGAAGCUUGGCUUCGAGACUAUCCUGUUUGUCGUGGCCAAUCUGCUUCGCGACUUUGAUAUUGAGAACCCUAGAGAGGGUGAGGCUUAUCCAGAGCCAAGGACUGAAGAUGGGUUCGGCAUUGGCUUUGAGCGAUGCUCCAACGAGAUUACAGUGAGACUCAGGCGAGUAUAG